This is a messenger RNA of Penicillium antarcticum, 564 nucleotides long. Its product is annotated as 3-hydroxyanthranilate 3,4-dioxygenase. The transcript has 2 exons. NCBI's taxonomy places the organism in Eukaryota, Fungi, Ascomycota, Eurotiomycetes, Eurotiales, Aspergillaceae. Gene Ontology annotation, molecular function: 3-hydroxyanthranilate 3,4-dioxygenase activity; iron ion binding. The record is from RefSeq and is a predicted model, not a curated record. The coding region runs from base 1 to 564 and encodes 187 amino acids. Gene Ontology annotation, cellular component: cytoplasm. Gene Ontology annotation, biological process: quinolinate metabolic process; 'de novo' NAD+ biosynthetic process from L-tryptophan.
AUGCUUCCUCCAGCAUUGAACAUUCCAAAAUGGCUCGAAGAGAAUUCACACCUUCUCCAACCACCAGUAAACAACUACUGUGUUUAUCAUCCCUCAUCCCCGGCCACAGCCGGCUACACAGUGAUGAUAGUGGGCGGGCCCAACGCCCGAACAGACUUCCACAUUAAUACCACACCUGAGUUUUUCUACCAAUACCGAGGCUCAAUGCUCCUCAAGACUGUCGAUACCUCAACAACACCUCCUACAUUCCAAGAUAUCCCCAUCCACGAAGGUUCGAUCUUCUUACUGCCCGCGAAUACACCCCACAGCCCCGUGCGUUUCAAGGAUACCGUCGGUGUUGUUAUGGAACAGCCCCGCGUUGAGGGUGCAUUGGAUAGUAUGAGAUGGUAUUGCAGGAACUGCAAGGAGAUUGUCUGGGAGAAGCAAUUUGUGUGUACGGACCUAGGGACGCAAGUCAAGGCUGUUGUUGAGGAAUUCGCAGCCGAUGAGGAGAAGCGGAAGUGCAAGGGUUGUGGAGAGAGUGCGGCGACGAGAUACCAGGAUGGAGAGAUUGUCCAGCCAUGA